Fusarium coffeatum is the source of this 627-nucleotide messenger RNA. RefSeq lists its product as uncharacterized. The transcript has a single exon. The record is from RefSeq and is a predicted model, not a curated record. The coding region runs from base 1 to 627 and encodes 208 amino acids. Lineage: Eukaryota; Fungi; Ascomycota; Sordariomycetes; Hypocreales; Nectriaceae.
AUGACGGACAAACGAUACUCUAUGACGCCAAUACGGUCAUCUACUGCCCAGCCAUAUCUGCCGACAGAAAAUAUGCCCAACAACCAACGCUCCCUAACGCCAGUACCGUUGCUUGAAGACACAGACUUUCUGCGCAAGGCGUGGCGAUACCCUCCAAUGGCACCACGGCCUGUUCCUCCACCCUCCGUCGCCCCCAGAUCCCUCUUGCCCUACCCAGGCUACUGCACAUCCCCCCGCCCAACAACACCCAGUGGCUCAACUUGUCCCGCCCCCAGGGCACCUCUCCAAGAGCUCCCUCUCCCCACCCGUUCACCAUCCCCCACCUUCGUAACGGAUGCAGUCGAAGCCUUCGAAGACAUCGCCGACAUGGCAAAAGCCUAUGGCGAAAAAUUCGUCGAGCGCGCCGAGUCCGAUGCGAAAUGUAUUAGAGAGCGGAUCCAGAAGCUUCGAGAUGAAACUGACGCUCGGAUUAAAGAGCUGGAGGAGGAGUUUUAUAGAAAGACUAGAGAGCCACAGGAGAGUUUGGAGAGACUUCGUGCUCUUGUGGCGGCGCAGAAGACGAGUCUUGGCUUGAUCGAGCGGUGGAAAGAAAUGGAUAGAGGAUCUACGGGAAUGAAUGGCCUCUAG